This is a messenger RNA of Ipomoea nil (Japanese morning glory), 1171 nucleotides long. RefSeq lists its product as uncharacterized. The transcript has 3 exons. The record is from RefSeq and is a predicted model, not a curated record. The coding region runs from base 155 to 802 and encodes 215 amino acids. NCBI's taxonomy places the organism in Eukaryota, Viridiplantae, Streptophyta, Magnoliopsida, Solanales, Convolvulaceae.
GUGACAACGGAGAUACUGUAGCUAUUUGAGCAAUUCAUUACGAGUAUACGACAACGGACAGCGAAAUCCAGCUCCCUUCCGGCUUCAAUCUCCGGCACCCUGCCGCCUACUCCACGACUUUCUCUGACCGUCGACGUUCCCUGCUUCAAUUCCGAUGGCCAUUGUGAGCUCAACCGCGCCACCGUCUUCAUCAAAAAGCCGAUGGAACCAACUCUUUGUCUACGCAUCUCGCAUCUAUUUCGUCCUCAUCAUCUUUCAGAUUCCUCUUUUCAGGGUUCCAUGUAGAUCUGGUAUGUGCACGACUCCAAUGCAAGUCACAUCUUCCCAGUUGAUUGCCAGUGAUAUAUUUCCUGUUCCAGUUGUCAAGGCCCUCCUGUACCCCGGGGCAACCACAAAUAGCUUAAUCAAGAAUAUGACUGUUCCUAGCUGGGAAAAUCUGCUAAAUAUUUACAACCUAACUAAUAUAAAGGAGGCUUCUGCAGCAACUGACCUACAGCGCUUGGAGGUUCUUGCUGGAAGCUAUUUCUCUGUGGCUGGAGCUUUCAUUGGCAUCAUUAAAGCUGGGAGGAUGAGCAUGUUUGGAACACUACUUAUUAUUUGGGGUCUUGUCAAGGAAGGGAUACUUAACAAACAAGCUAACCCUGAUCCUACAAGAACGGUGUUUGUCUAUCCAACAAUGUUGAUAGCCUUGGUCUGUGCAUUCCUGUCUGUGAAGUAUGACGUAAAGAGGGUUAUGCGAGGUGGACCAGCAAGACCGAUGGCAAAGCCAAUGCAGAGAUCUUCAAAAAACAAGCUGAAUUGAGUCUACUGGUACUGAUGCUUUCUAGUUUCUACCACACACAAAUAGCACUCCUCUCCACCAUUGUCAAGCUUCGUCUUUUAACUGCCUGUGUGCCUUGUGAUACGGUUUCAUAUAUUCAAGAAACCUGAUCAAACAUCUUGUUCAAUUUCAUGCAGUCAUCAUCGAAAACUUGAUUGCAUGUGGAGAGUUCAUGUGAAAAGCAUGAAACUGCUGCUGUGAACUUCGAACUAAGUUUUUUUUUUUUUUUUUUUUUUUUUUUUUUUUUUUUUUUUUUUCUUUUUCUUUUUGCUACGUGGUCAAAGAAAACAAUGAGCUGUUUCUGUUAUUUUAUGGUUUUGGGAAGUUCACUGUGCUAUUCCACUAGUUUUA